ACUAUUACCACUUCCCAAUCUCACUCUGCUUCCGUUCUCACUUUCUCUCACACCUGAAAAGUGAAAACUCAUCAUCAUGUUCUCUCUCCAACAAUUCCUUCCACACACUUCCUCUAAACUGCUUGACCAUUCUCUUUCCUUAAAGCGCCACGGCCACCGCCGCUUCCACCGCCACUGCCCCACCACUCUCAGCAGUUCCCACCAAUCCGGACCCUCGCUUUGUGAUUCCAAAACUCAAGUGUCUCGUGUUCCGCUUUUGACUUCCACUCAGGCCUAUGAAAAGCUAAAAACAUUUAGAGAAAAUAUAAAGGGCAAGCAACAAUUCCUUGCCAUGUAUUCUAGUAUUUUUGGUGGGAUAACAACAGACCCAGCUGCUAUGGUUAUUCCUAUGGAUGACCACAUGGUCCACAGAGGCCACGGUGUCUUUGAUACUGCAGCAAUAAUGGAUGGAUACCUAUAUGAGCUAGAUCAACACCUUGAUCGCUUUUUAAGGUCAGCAUCCAUGUCUAAAAUAGAUCCCCCAUUUGAUCGAGGAAGCAUAAGAAGAAUACUCAUACAAACUGUAAGUGCUUCCAAGUGUAGAAAAGGAUCACUAAGAUAUUGGCUCUCGGCAGGACCUGGCGACUUUCAGUUAUCUCCCUCUUGUUGCCACCGAUCAAGUCUGUAUGCGAUAGUAAUACAGGAUCUGUCACCAUCCUCACCUAAUUUCAGGGGCGUUAAAGUUGUCACUUCAUCUAUUCCCAUUAAACACCCCAAGUUUGCUAUCACUAAGAGUGUGAACUAUCUUCCAAAUGUGCUCUCAAAGGUGGAAGCUGAAGAAGCUGGUGCUUUUGUAGGCAUUUGGCUUGAUGGUGAAGGUUUUGUUGCUGAAGGGCCUAAUAUGAAUGUGGCCUUUGUCACUAAAGAUAAGGAACUUAUAAUGCCACACUUUGACAAAAUUCUAAGUGGCUGCACAGCUAAGAGAGUUUUAACCCUUGCUGAGAGCUUGUUAAGGGAGGGUAAGCUUAAAGGGAUAAGGGUGAAAACUGUGACUGUCGAGGAAGGUAAGCAAGCAGAUGAAAUGAUGCUUCUUGGCAGCGGAGUUCUUGUUUGCCCUGUAGUGCAAUGGGAUGAGCAGGUUAUUGGUGAUGGCAAAGAAGGCCCUAUAACGCAGGCUCUCUUAAAUCUAAUUGUUGAGGACAUGAAAUCAGGUCCCUCCACUGUUCGUAUACCUGUUCCUUAUUGACACAACUUUAUUUCCUUCUCUUCAUUUUGUAAUGAAGAUUAAUCAGUAGUUGUGAUGCCCCUACUUCUACAGGGAGGAAUGACUAUUAAUAACUUCAUUGUCUAAUGGUUUUUAGAGCUUGUAGUGUUAUAAGAAACUCUAUUCCAUGGAGCUUAGUUUUCAAAUGUUUUUGUGGUCUCAUGAACUUUUUUUUUGAGACUUGCUAGUUGUUAGUGAAAAAUUUGACUCAUUCUUCUUUCCGUAUCUUAUGAAGGGACAACUUGCUGCUGCUAAUACGUGUGUACUUUGACUUUGUUGUUGGAAAUUUGUGAAGCAUGAGUUUAUGUACAA
Molecule: messenger RNA, 1555 nt
Organism: Glycine soja
Lineage: Eukaryota; Viridiplantae; Streptophyta; Magnoliopsida; Fabales; Fabaceae
Product: D-amino-acid transaminase, chloroplastic-like
Exons: 5
Coding region: 77-1225 (382 amino acids)
Biological process (GO): carboxylic acid metabolic process
Molecular function (GO): catalytic activity
Source: RefSeq, a predicted model, not a curated record